AUGUAUGACAUCGCGCUAUUGAAAUUGAAUAGUCAUAUAGGGAUUACCAGAUCAUUGAAUGGCAGAUAUUAUACGGUUAACAGUAUUUGUUUACCCGACAGUCAUAGUGUUAAUACCGAUAAAGAGUUGGCACUGUUUGCUGGUUUUGGUUACAUUGAUGAGGGAGUCAGUAAUCCGGGACAGUUGAGGACGGGUUGGUUGAAAUUAUUGAAAACAUUGAAUAAUAAUAGACAUGAUUUAUGGGGUAAUCAAAUACAAGCACUCAGAUAUCCAAUCGGUAAAGGAUUGGCUGUUUGUAGAGGCGAUUCUGGCGGACCAUUGAUUCAAUAUGUUUCGGGUGGUAGUAGUGAUGUUGUCAUCGAUCGGGCCGUACUUAUCGGUGUAGCCAAAGGUUUUUUGGGUCAACCACUUGCUGGCGGUUGUCUCAGUGCUGAUCCAAAUACUUAUAUGACUUUUAUAAGAGUGUCCAAAAAGAUUGAUUGGAUUAUUCAAACUGUUUUAAAUAAUUAA
Molecule: messenger RNA, 510 nt
Organism: Oppia nitens
Lineage: Eukaryota; Metazoa; Arthropoda; Arachnida; Sarcoptiformes; Oppiidae
Product: plasminogen-like
Exons: 2
Coding region: 1-510 (169 amino acids)
Biological process (GO): proteolysis
Molecular function (GO): serine-type endopeptidase activity
Source: RefSeq, a predicted model, not a curated record